Molecule: messenger RNA, 1229 nt
Organism: Triticum dicoccoides
Lineage: Eukaryota; Viridiplantae; Streptophyta; Magnoliopsida; Poales; Poaceae
Product: ethylene-responsive transcription factor CRF1-like
Exons: 1
Coding region: 96-1040 (314 amino acids)
Biological process (GO): regulation of DNA-templated transcription
Molecular function (GO): DNA-binding transcription factor activity; DNA binding
Source: RefSeq, a predicted model, not a curated record
CACCUCCCCUCCCCUUCCCUUUCCACCUCCCCUCCUCUUCCUCUUCCAGGACCUUUCCUCACUCUCUCGAUCAGUCCACGGGGAGGAGGGUGGCCAUGGUGCAAGCCAUCGUCGCCGGUGGGAAGACACUGGACCAGCACCGGAGGAGGGUCGUCAAGGAGGAGGAGGCCGCGGCCGUGGCGAUGCCGAGAGUCCUUCGCGUCUCGUUCGAGGAUCGGGACGCCACCGACUCCUCCAGCGACGACUCGCCGCGGCAGGGACGCCGCUUCGUCGAGGAGAUCUGCAUCGAGCAGCCGGCGAGGAUGACGUCGUCGCCGCAGCCGCAGGCUUCUCCUUUCCGGAGAGGGGCCGUCCUCGGCGCCAAGAGGAGGGCCGACGCUGCGGAGGAACCCAAAUUUCGGGGGGUGCGACGCCGGCCGUGGGGGAAGUACGCGGCGGAGAUUCGCGACCCCAACAAGGGGGUGAGGGUGUGGCUCGGCACCUUCGACACCGCGGAGGAGGCUGCCAUGGUCUAUGAUAGCGCCGCCCUCCGGCUUCGUGGGCCAUCUGCAACAACGAAUUUUCCUACUUCGCCAUCCCCUUCCGCCGAUCCUGAUCUUGCUGUCUUGGCUGAUGCCGACGGUGAUGUUGGCCACCUCCUUGGGGCGGCCACAUAUGAGGAGUCCAGCGACGAAUCGCAAUUUGUCGGCUCGCCGGUCUCUGUCCUUAGGCCGCUUGAGGUGGUGGCGUCCACAGUCAAUGCCAGCAAACCUGACGAGUCUACCGUUUCCGGCGAUUUGAAGAUUUCGGUGGACACAUGCCGCAGAGGUGGCAACUACUCUCCGUUUUGUAACGUCGAUGUUCUCAUGCCGCCGGAGGACGAAGACUGCAUGUUUCCCGGUCUCUCAUUUGCUGCACCAUCGAUUUUCGACGAUGAUAUGAUAUCAUCACGCCUGGAGUGCUAUGCAGAUAAUGUUGAGUCGGUGAGUUUAUUGGACAUGGGUGAGCUUCCGGUGUGGCGAGAGGUAGAUGUCAUCUUUGAUGAUGCUUUUUCUGCCUAGUGAUCAAGAGUUGAUCACCUGUAUGUAUAGAUAAGAUCCAAUUCUUUAUUUCACAUUACAACUAUUUUAUAGUCUCAUUAUUCAGUAUAUGUAAAAGUCUAAAUAUUUUGGUGUCACGGUGGAUGAUGGCCAUUUCGUAAAGUCCAAUUGAGCAACUUGUCGAGUAUGCGGCAGACCAGUUUGGUCAAA